Messenger RNA from Aphanomyces astaci, 639 nucleotides. RefSeq lists its product as hypothetical. The coding region runs from base 1 to 639 and encodes 212 amino acids. The transcript has a single exon. Lineage: Eukaryota; Oomycota; Saprolegniomycetes; Saprolegniales; Verrucalvaceae. The record is from RefSeq and is a predicted model, not a curated record.
AUGUCAUAUCCUCGACAGGCGUUGCUGGAUGCGCUGUUGCGCUGGCGCAUGCGGUCCAAAAAUAGCGCAGUCGUGUGGAGGGGGGUCAGUACCUUAACCGAACCUCCUGCUGUCUCCUCCUACGCGCAACUCGUGAUCAGAGUCAGCCACAGCGGCGAGGACCUCGAGAGCAACAUCUGUGGUUUGGGCGAAUGGCUGAGUCUGCUGGGGCUGCUCACGCGUCCAGGUGUGGACGCACUGGCGUUCCACCGCUUGGUAAGCCCUCGAGACGCCGCGCAGUGUCCGCUCGGCGAUACCUGGUGCUCCUUCUGUGACGGCGUCGACCGUUGUGUCGAUCUGGAGCUCCAAACGAAACGUGAUAUUUCCUCCAGUACAGAAGCCGAGACGUUUCUCACAGUUCUCCGUCACGCCAUCUUCGAGUGGAACGAUGCGACAGCGUCAUCAGAGUUCCAUGCCGUCUGUGACGCCGUUCGUUGCGUGCUUCAAGCGCAAGAGACAAACUCGACCAGUCGCCGACGUGCGAUCCAAGGGGACAUCUGCCUCGCGUCCCGUACGAAAGUGUCGUGGACUGGACGCUUCCGCUAUGAACUUCAGACGCUUGCUGUUGAGGUGGGCGACUUAACCCAAGUCCCGCUGUGA